AUGAUCAUAUCAGACAACGCUGCAACAUUCCACGCAGCAUCUAACACAUUGAAGACCAUGUUCCAGUCCCAAACCUUGAGAAAUCAUAUAAACAGAUCCGGAACCGAGUGGAAAUUCAUUCCAACUCGAGCACCAUGGUUUGGAGGAUGGUGGGAGAGAAUGGUUGGGCUCGUAAAGACAUCCCUAAAGAAAGUGUUAGGUCGAGCAUUCGUUACCUUUGAGGCGUUACAGACGACACUUACUGAGGUAGAAGCUAUCCUCAACGACAGACCUCUCACAUACGUCACAUCAGAAAACACAGAUCCAGAGCCGAUUACCCCAUCACACUUAUUAACUGGACGGAGAAUUACAGCGAUACCAGAUGCGACAGAUCCUAGCACCAUAAUCAGCAAUCAACAAAUAAUAACAAAACGAGUUAGAGUCCAGCGUGAGCUGAUUAAUCGUUGGUGGGCGAGAUGGAAGUCAGAUUACCUCACAUCACUACGUGAGCGUCAUACACAAAGUGGUCGCAACGAGCAGACGAUACGUAUUGGAGAUGUCGUGCAGGUGCACGAUGACAGUUCUCGGUUGCUAUGGAAACUGGCUGUGGUGGAGGAACUUGUACCCGGACGAGACGGACUGAUCAGGGCAGCAAAAAUCCGUACCGGAAGUGGGCAUACCACCAGACCAAUCGUGAGACUUUACCCUUUGGAGAUCAAUUGUGAAAACGAGAGACUUUAA
Molecule: messenger RNA, 720 nt
Organism: Mercenaria mercenaria
Lineage: Eukaryota; Metazoa; Mollusca; Bivalvia; Venerida; Veneridae
Exons: 1
Coding region: 1-720 (239 amino acids)
Biological process (GO): DNA integration
Molecular function (GO): nucleic acid binding
Source: RefSeq, a predicted model, not a curated record